AUAAUUGAAAAAAAGAAGAAAAAACAAAAUAAAUAAAAGGAAAAUGAAUGGUAAACGAUUCCCAUCAUAUAUAUAUAUAUAUAUAUAUAUAUAUAUAAAGGAAAAAGAAAAAGAAAAAGAAAAACAGAAGGGUUCCAUUUCACAGAGCUUGAUUGGGUUGGUGUGUGUUGAUGGAUUUUGAACCAGGAACGUCGAUCUUGCAAAACGGCGCCGUCAAGGGCUCGCUAAGGCACGCUCGGACGGCUCAUAACAUGUCGUCGUCGUCGCUGCGUAAAAAGUCCGAUUUGACCCUCGUCCCCAAGGUACGAUUCGGUUGCCUCAGGCAGUUGCUUGUAAAUCUUCAGGAGGUCAUUUUUGGAACAAGGAUUUGGAUUCUUUUUCCGGCGGUGCCGUUGGCUGUUUUGGCUGACUCGUUCGGCUUCCCGAGACCGUGGGUUUUCGUUCUAAGCUUACUGGGCCUUGCUCCACUUGCUGAACGCCUCAGCUUUCUCACCGAACAAAUCUCAUACUUCACCGGCCAUACAGUUGGUGGGUUGCUAAAUGCGACAUGUGGCAAUGCCACGGAGCUAAUCGUAGCAGUAUUUGCACUAAGCAAGGAUAAGAUUAAGUUGGUGAAGUAUUCUCUUUUGGGAUCCGUUCUCUCAAACCUCCUUCUUGUUCUUGGAACCUCACUCUUCUUUGGUGGCAUCGUCAAUCUUAAGAAAGAACAAACCUACGACGGAAGACAAGCUGAAGUGAACUCGCACAUGCUGUUGUUGGCGCUUUUGUGCCACUCUCUCCCGAUGUUGUUCCCUUACGCUGGAGGAUCGGCUGACGUGGCCGAAGGUAGUGUGCUGCGAUUGUCUAGAGCUGGUAGUAUAAUAAUGUUGCUGGCUUAUGUCGCUUACUUGAUCUUUCACCUCUGGAAUCAUCGCCGAUUAUUUGAAGAAGACAAGGAACUUGACGAAUACGACGACGUUGUGGAAGAAGGUCCAGUGAUAGGAAAAUGGAGCGCAAUGGCGUGGUUGGUGGUUGUUACCCUUCUCAUUGCUUUGUUGUCUGAGUACGUGGUGACUACGAUUGAGGAUGCAUCAGAAACUUGGGGUUUAUCUGUUGCGUUCCUUAGCAUAAUCUUGCUACCAAUGAUUGGAAAUGCAGCCGAGCAUGCAGGAGCUGUCAUUUUUGCUUACAAGAACAAGUUGGAUAUAACUUUAGGUGUUGCUUUAGGAUCUGCAACUCAAAUAGCAAUGUUUGUGGUUCCUUUAUGUGUAAUUGUUGCUUGGGUUAUGGGAAUGAAUAUGGAUCUUAAUUUUAAUAUCCUCGAAACUGCCUCUCUUGCUCUUUCAAUAUUGGCUUCCUCAUCCAUUUUACAGGAUGGCACUUCUCACUAUAUGAAGGGAUUGAUUCUCCUCCUCUUCUAUAUUGUUAUUGCAACAUGUUUCUUCUUAACUAAUGAUGAGGUUACUCUCAACAAUUUUGGGUUGUCGAGAUCCAACUAAAGUGACAAUAGUAAUUUUCAAUAUAUUCCAAGGUUGGUAUUUUCAUAAAAAUAUUUUGUUUGGUCUUGGUGAUUAUCUCAAGUGAAUGUAGUAUAUAGAUGCAUUUUGUAUCUAUUCUUUUUAAAUAA
This is a messenger RNA of Benincasa hispida (wax gourd), 1606 nucleotides long. Its product is annotated as vacuolar cation/proton exchanger 3-like. Gene Ontology annotation, molecular function: calcium:proton antiporter activity. Lineage: Eukaryota; Viridiplantae; Streptophyta; Magnoliopsida; Cucurbitales; Cucurbitaceae. Gene Ontology annotation, biological process: intracellular calcium ion homeostasis; calcium ion transmembrane transport. The record is from RefSeq and is a predicted model, not a curated record. Gene Ontology annotation, cellular component: plant-type vacuole membrane.